CGCCCCCUACCGGCGGAGGCACCAACAGACACCAAACUGAUGACGUGGUUCGGUCCGUUGACCAGAGCAGCAGUAUGGCCGACCAGAGCAGGCAAAUAAAACUCGCUGCAGCUAAGAAAAAGCUGAAGGAGUUUCAGCAGAAGAGCUCCCCUGCUAGUGUGGGAGGAGAAAAGGGUGGUGGAGGUGGUGGAGGUGGUGGCGGCGGAGCAGGGGCCAAGAAGAAGAGGAAGGUGAAGGGACUAAGCCAACACGAUGCACCUUCGUCGGACAGAAACUCUCCAGACAAUUUUGACAGUAUUCUGAAAGCACUUAGUCAAAGCAAUGGGAUAGUCCUUCCUCCUUAUGGCAACAGUCAGACCUUUGCCGACGUGGAGGCCAAGGGGUCUUCAGUUCCCCAGCUGCUGGAGGAACCAAAGGGCGAGCCCGGCCACGGCUCAACCGUGUCUAACCCCGCUAGCGCUAACACUACUACUAACCCUGAGUCUGUCGGUCACAACACUGACCUGCAGGAAUAUCCUGAUACCAACGGCAAUGAAAGUUUAACAGAGGAAACUAGACCACUGUCUUCCACUGAGAGCCUGCGACAGCUCUCACAGCAACUGAACGGCCUGGUCUCUGAGUCAUCUGCUGCGUAUGUGAAUGGGGACAGUGCCUCGUCUUCUGUCAGCGAGAGAGAACUGGAGAGUCGGAACCAGGAGCUGGCAGCCGCCCUGGAAUCCAGCAACCUAACAAACUCUCAGCUCAAUACCAAGCUAGACCAGCUGGCACAGCAAUCUCAGGGGCUCUCAGAUCAGCUACAAAAGGAGAGAAAAGAAUUUGAACAGAGGUAUUCAAAAGAGCAGGGAGCCAUGCGGGAGCAAUUACAGGUACACAUCCAGACCAUUGGUAUACUGGUAUCAGAGAAGUCAGAGCUGCAAACAGCACUACAAUACACACAACAGGCUGCACGGCAGAAAACAGCUGAGACAGAGGAGUUGAAUAACCGGCUGCAGGCAACAAAGCAGAGAGUGUCAGAGUUGGAGAGAACUCUCUCCUCUGUCUCAACACAGCAGAAACAAUUUGAAAAGCACAACAAAGAUCUUGAAAAGGAGAGAGACAACCUGAGGCUAGAGAUGUUCAGACUAAACAAUUUGAGUGACGAAUCAAAGCAGCAGAACUCUGAGAUGUCAGAGCAGCUGAAGCUGAGUGCGAAGGAGAAUGGAGCAAUGAGGCUCGAGGUGGAAGAUCUUCGCAAGAGGCUCGAGAUAGCUGACCUCAUGUUGCAACAGUGCUCCAGUCAGUCAGAUCCCACCAGUGUCAAUCAGCAGGUCCAGUUACUGCUGGAAGAGAAGCAGCAGCUGGAGGCACACAAUCACCAGCUUAUGGAGUCAAUUUCCCAGCUAAAGACAGAGAGGGACUGCUACGCAGAGCAGAUCCAGGAGGAGGGACGUGUAUGGAAGGACAAAACAGAACAGCUGCUAACGCAGGUGUCUUUGGUCGCAGAGGAGAGGGACAGAAACAUCAACAGAGUCCAAGAACUGGAGGCCAGCAUCACAGAGCUAAAGAAUGCUGCAGCAUUAUUGUCCCAGGAGAGAGAGGCUCAGGUUAAUGCAGAGCCUCAGUCCUCAGGGCCAUCGGAGAGUGAGGUGGCUCUGCAGGAAGCGCUUAACACUCUACAACAGGAGAAAGACGCUCUUAUUGCACAGUACCAGGCUCAGCUGCGAGAUAAUGAGCAGCUGAGCCGCCUUUGUGCAGAGCAGGAGACGCGUCUGGGAGAGCUGGAGCGGCAGGUGGAGAACCAAGUUCAGGAGGAAGAGGACCGCCGGCGCAUGCUGGAAGACGUUCAGUCAGACAAGGCCACCAUUAGCCGUGCUCUCACCCAGAACCGUACACUGAAGGAUCAGCUGGCUGAGCUACAGAACGGUUUUGUUAAACUGACUAAUGAGAACAUGGAGCUGACCACUGCCAUCCAGUCAGAGCAGCAUGUGAAAAAGGAGCUGGCUCGCAGAUUGGGAGAACUGCAAGAGGAACUGCACAACGUCAAAGAGCAGCUGGAGAUGAAAAGUACGGAAAGUCAGGGGUUGAUGGAGCAGAGGGACCAGGUAGUAGCCCACCUGCAGCAGUACUGUGCUGGCUACCAGACCCUGGCCUCAGAGAGAGAACAGCUCCACCACCAGUAUCUGCAGCAGAUCCAGCUCAUGGACCGGCUGCAGCACGAUGAAAGUCAGGGCCGUGUGCAACUGGAGAUCAGUCACAAUCAGCUCAAACAAGCGCAGGAGCAUUUGGAGAUGUUAGCCAGGGACAAUGAGCAGCUGAAGGCUGAGGUGAAGGAGCUGCUCAACAGCUCAGCUCUAGCACCGACAUCCAGAGACCAAGGUGAUGGAGUGGAAAGUCAGUCCCUGCAAGAGAGCCCAAAGAAGUCCUCCUCCAUAGUUAUCCCAGAGGACUUUGAGAGUCAGAAGGAGAUGGAGGAGUUUAUCCGAGGAGCUUUGGCUCAGUUGGAGGCGGAGAGGGAUGAGGCCAGAAGGCAACUGGAGGAGGAGCACAGGCUCCACAUGGCAGCCCGGCACCAGACCGCGUUGGCCCUCAGCCUUGAGCACCAACGCUACAGCCACAAACCUGUUCAUGACCACCAUCUCGAGCAUCACGACCAUCUCGAGCAUCACGACCAUCAUGAGCAUCAUGAGCAUCACGAGCAUGAUCACACUCAGGGCCAACAUAGUCACUGUGAACACAGUCACGAACAUUCAGAAGGAGGAGUACCGGUGGAAGUUCAUCAAGCUCUGCAAGCUGCCAUGGAGAAGCUUCAGCAGCGUUUCACCUCCCUCAUGCAAGAAAAAGCUGACCUGAAGGAGAGGGUGGAGGAACUAGAGCACCGCUGCAUCCAGCUCUCUGGAGAGACAGACACUAUCGGGGAGUACAUAGCCUUGUACCAGAGUCAGCGGGCCAUCAUGAAGCAGAAACACCAUGAGAAGGAGCAGUACAUCAGCAUGCUGGCCCAAGACAAGGAGGAGAUGAAGGCAAAGCUGGCAGAGCUGCAGGAUCUGGUGAUGAGGCUGGUGGCUGAGAGGAACGACUGGUACAGCCGCUACACCGGAGCCAUGUCCGGCGUGGGCACAGUGAACCCUGACCUGCUUCCUGUUGGGGAGGAUCAUGCUUACGCAGAGCACCAAGCGCACACACACACAGAGCUGAAUGCUGACAGUGGAGCAGAAGAAAUGGAGGUCAUUCCUCUGUCAGAGCCUCCUACAGGCCAGGAAGCCCUCUCGUCCCAGAUGCUUCCAACUGGGUCAUCCCAGACCGACUCCAAGCCCGUGGGACCCAAAGAGGACGGCACAGCCCAGCAGAUCAUGCAGCUGCUGCAGGAGAUCCAGAACCCCCAGGGAGCGCUAAGAUCACCCCCCUUCCUCGGGGAGAACCCCUGCAUCCCCUUCUUCUACCGGCCUGACGAACAGGAUGAAGUCAAGAUCCUGGUGGUGUGAGGUGUGGGUGUGAGAGAGGCUGGUGUGUUUGUGUGCGUGCGUGUGUGUGUGAGUGUGUGUAAGAUAUUGGACAUGUCUUGAAGUCUGGGGAAUAUUAAACACCACAGUUUACCAUAUUUGUAGCUUAUUUAUCAUAUUCACAAAUACCUGGUCACAGAUAUGGGAACAUCUUUGACCCAGUUACAUCAAAAUGCCCCCUCUCUGUUCUGUGUUGGCACCACGUGUGCAUGGUUAAAAAAAAGUAUUUUCUAUUUGUUGUUUUUGUUUUUCUUUGUCUAUGAUGCUCUUCCCAGAGUAGUGAUAAUCAGUAUUCCUUACCACAAUCUGAUUAUUCUCCUUACCGCAAUUUUUAGUUCCCAUCUUUCCUCUCGUCUCCUGUCUUACACAAAGUGCAAUAAAGGGGCCGUAUAUUCUGCCCCCUCGCUGAUAGAGUACUUAAAGAGCUGUCAAAAAAAAAGCAGCCAGUUUGUGUGUGACUUUAUUUUUAGUGCAAAUCUCAGUUUUACACAAUUCACUGUACAAAUGCAAAAAAAAAAAAAAAAAA
Messenger RNA from Larimichthys crocea (large yellow croaker), 4005 nucleotides. It is a transcript of the gene golga2, whose product is annotated as golgin A2. Gene Ontology annotation, molecular function: protein binding. Gene Ontology annotation, biological process: Golgi organization. Gene Ontology annotation, cellular component: cis-Golgi network; Golgi apparatus; Golgi cis cisterna. The coding region runs from base 75 to 3461 and encodes 1128 amino acids. The transcript has 28 exons. The record is from RefSeq and is a predicted model, not a curated record. NCBI's taxonomy places the organism in Eukaryota, Metazoa, Chordata, Actinopteri, Sciaenidae.